Molecule: messenger RNA, 537 nt
Organism: Cladophialophora yegresii CBS 114405
Lineage: Eukaryota; Fungi; Ascomycota; Eurotiomycetes; Chaetothyriales; Herpotrichiellaceae
Exons: 3
Coding region: 1-537 (178 amino acids)
Biological process (GO): protein folding in endoplasmic reticulum
Cellular component (GO): EMC complex
Source: RefSeq, a predicted model, not a curated record
AUGGUCCCUCCACCUCCAAAAUGGGUCGUCGACCUGAAUAACGGAGUCCCCACAAAGCCGAAGAAUGUUGCCAGCAUCCCAGAUCCCCCGGGCUAUUUAAGCUCAAAGGCACUCACAGGGAAACAGGCACGCUGCGCCCAAGCGACAAACGUUGCAACAGAAACAUUGAAGCUGAAGAAAGCCUGGGAAGUCGCACUCGGCCCCGCCAAACAACUGCCCAUGCAAGCGAUUAUGGGCUACAUGUCCGGGAACUCCCUGCAGAUAUUCUCAAUCAUGAUGGUCUUCAUGCUGUUCAAAAACCCUAUUCAGGCCAUCUCUCAAACAAACACACAAUUCGCAAGGUUCGAGAGCCCUGGCAAUCGCACGCAGAUGCUCGGCGUCAAGGCGUUGUACAUUGUGAUGCAGUGUCUGCUACUUGGCUUGGGCAUCUACAAGGUGAACAGUAUGGGCCUUUUGCCCACCACAAGGAGCGACUGGUUGGCGUGGGAAUACCAGAGGGAACCUCUUGAAAGAGCAUAUUUCGCUUUUGGACGAUGA